This is a messenger RNA of Rotaria sp. Silwood1, 2262 nucleotides long. The record is from the annotation of a GenBank genome assembly. Lineage: Eukaryota; Metazoa; Rotifera; Eurotatoria; Philodinida; Philodinidae.
AUGGAAUUGAAAGGUAUUAAUUCAUGUCAAACUCCAUUAAUAAAUAAUUCAAAAAUUAUUACUAGUAGUACAGAUAUAAUUUCAAAUGUUUGGUGUCCAUCAUCAUUUGAUAAUGAACCAUAUUUAUUAAUAUCAUUAUCUAAUUUAACUUAUAUAACACGUUUAAAUAUAAAAACAAUAUCAUCAAAUAUAUAUUAUCAUCUUGAAUAUACACGUGAUAAUUUAAUUAAUCACUAUACUAUAUGGCAUUCGUAUCGUUUAUUAAAUAAUAAACAUGAGACUAUUCAACUUGAUCCACCAAUUAUUGUUAAAUAUAUUCGAUUAAAUAUUAAACAAAUGAAAAUAAAUUCAUGUUUUCAAUUAGAAAUUUUUGGUUGUAUAUUUACUGAUGGUGUUGUAUCUUAUAGUAUGUUACAAGGUAAUAAUCAACUUGAAGAUGAUACAUAUGAUGGACAAUAUAAUAUAAAACAUCGUUAUUUAUAUGAUGGUCUCGGACAAUUAUCUGAUGGACAAACAGGGCCCGAUGAUCAUGAAGAUCUACAUGGUUUUCAAUGGGUUGGUUGGAGAAAAUCGCGUUCUGCAAAUCAUAAUCAUUCGAUUGAAAUAUUAUUUAAAUUUGAUACAUUAAGAAAUUUUUCUCGUAUAACAAUACAUGCCAAUAAUUAUUAUCCAAAAAAAAUCUAUGUAUUUCGUUCAGUAAUAAUUGAAUUUUUAAAUUAUAAUAAUAAUAAUAGUUCAUCAUUGAUUACAUAUAAUCAUCAACGUGAUGAUCAAUUUGAAAUGGCUCGACCAAUUAUGAUUGAUUUAAAAUAUCAUAUUGCUUCACAAUUAAAAAUUCAUUUAUAUUUUGAUGGAAAUUGGAUUUUAAUUAGUGAAGUUACUUUUGAUUCAUUUAUUGUACCAACUACUUUAAUUAUCAAAUCAGAACAACAACAACAAAAACAACAAUUACAAUCAAUUUAUUUUUCAAUUAAUAUUAUGAUUAUAUGUAUAGCAACUAUAAUAAUUAUUUUAGUAUUUGCAUUGAUCAUUAGUCUUACUCGAUGUCUAUUCAAUAAAAGUUUAAACAAUAAAAAAACUUAUUUUACACCAAUUCAUAAUCAUACUGACUCAUCAGCAUCAACAACAUCAAGUGAAAUUGAUAUAGGUUCAUCACAUCAUCGUUAUGCAACUAUUGGAUCUAAUCAUCCAUAUCUUAUUUAUACUAAUGGAAAUAUAUCAUCUUCUCAUUAUUCUAAAUUUAUGUCAACAACAACUUUAUUACGAUCACCAUCGAAAAGUCUACACUAUCAUAUAGAAGGUGUUUGUGGUAAUAGUUCAUAUGGUACACAAAGAUUAUUUAGCUUUGAUUUAAAUCAAAAUCAAUUUAUACCAAGUCAUAAAAUUAAUAUAAAACGACGAAUUGAUAAUCGUCAUCAAAUUCUUGGUGGUGGAGAGAUUUGUCAAGGUGAAUUACAAUUAAAUCAAUCAUUAAUACCAAUAACUAUUCGACGUCUUCUUCCCAAUGCAUCAGUACAAUCAAAAAUUUCAUUUUUCAAUGAAAUAAGUCUUUUAACAUCACUUUGUCAUCCAAAUAUUAUUCAUGCAUAUGGAUUUUGUUCUGAACCAAGUAUAUCUUUAUUAAUUGAAUCAUCUGAUAUAUCUACAGUAGAUCUUUAUCAAUAUCUUCAAAAUUAUAAACAAGAACAACCAAUUAAAACUAUUCUUUAUACUACAACAGUAUUUUUUGCAACUCAAAUUUCAUCAGCUUUAACUUAUUUAGAAUCUUUACAUAUUUAUCAUCGUGAUUUAGCUGCACGAAAUUGUUUAGUUUCAAUAGAUCUUAAUAUUAAAUUACACGAUUUAGCUAUGUGUAAUGAAAUCUAUGCAGAUGAUUAUGUAUUAGUAACAGUUGGAAAUGAUAUACAAACAAGAAGACCUAUUCGAUGGUGUGCUUGGGAAACAAUUUGUUUAAAUCGAUUUACAUCAAAAUCUGAUGUUUUUUCAUUUGGUGUUCUUCUUUGGGAAAUAUUAACCAUGGCUGAACGACCACAUAGUUUAUUAGAUGAUGAACAAGUUCUUUUUAAUUUACGAAAUUCUAAUCAUUGUUUAACUAUUCCAUCAUAUGCAGAUGAUUUAAUAGAUUUAAUUUUAUCAUGUUGGAAUAAAUGUGACUAUGAUCGACCUUCAUUUUAUCAAUUAAAUCAUUUAUUAAGUCAAAAACAACAACAACAACAACAAUUUUUGACAAUGAAAUCUGAUAAUUAUCAACAGAUUGACUAA